This is a messenger RNA of Caenorhabditis sp. 36 PRJEB53466, 735 nucleotides long. The record is from the annotation of a GenBank genome assembly. NCBI's taxonomy places the organism in Eukaryota, Metazoa, Nematoda, Chromadorea, Rhabditida, Rhabditidae.
AUGAACUCUCAAUCGUCUUCCGCCGUCGUCAAAACUGAGCCAAUCGAUGAGAAACCCGCUUAUUGGGACCUCUCUCAGGCUCCACCGCAAUUUCCAUGUUUAUCUGGACCUGGACAACUCAACUAUCAACAUUAUGGUUUCGUCCAUCAGCAUCAGCAGCAGGCUCCCGUCUUUUAUGGUAAGAAAGUGAGCUCCACCGGACUUUUUGCGGGAAAUUCGAAAUGUUCGCUGGUUUUGGCUAAAAGCCCAUGAAUUUCAUUAACAAUGUUUCCAGACCCAUCGUUCCAAGCGUACCAAGUUCAAUACCAGCCAAUUGUGACACGUUUCACCGUCCAAAAACAGUUCAAUUCGCGUUUGGUUCAAUUGAUGACAAAAAGUGCGGACAUUUACUAUCAAGAGCCCGUUCCGAACUAUAAUUGUAAGUGAUUAUCAUCGAAUUACCCGAAAACGCUCGAAUUUUCAGAUGCUCCGCCUCUUCCGAUCACUUCUUCAGUAGAAAUCUCGGAGAAACGAAGUAAAGGAGGCGUGAAGAAGACUCCGAUGCACCUGAACACGGUGUGCUCGACGUGCGGCACUCGCGAGACCAAGUUGUGGCGGCGAGAUCGGGAGGGACGGUCCGAGUGCAAUCCGUGCAACAUGUACUUCCGCGUCAACGGAAUCGUGCGUCCCGCGCACUUGUGGAACAAGCCGACCAUGAAGAGACAGCGCCGGCCGUGCGCUCCGAUCAAUGUCUAA